This is a messenger RNA of Arthroderma uncinatum, 1545 nucleotides long. Its product is annotated as general alpha-glucoside permease. Bases 1 to 1545 code for a protein of 514 amino acids. Gene Ontology annotation, molecular function: carbohydrate:proton symporter activity. NCBI's taxonomy places the organism in Eukaryota, Fungi, Ascomycota, Eurotiomycetes, Onygenales, Arthrodermataceae. The transcript has 7 exons. Gene Ontology annotation, biological process: transmembrane transport; carbohydrate transport. Gene Ontology annotation, cellular component: membrane. The record is from RefSeq and is a predicted model, not a curated record.
AUGGCCUCUGCAGCAGACGAUGACCUUCACAAGUUGAACCAGGAUGGGCGAGACGCCGAUGCCCGGCUCGCGACGCAGAAAGAGCAUGAGAUGGGCAUCAUCGCAGCCAUAAAGCUAUACCCGAAGGCCACGGCAUGGUCGCUGCUCUUCUGCAUGGGCGUCAUUAUGAACGGGUUCGAUGCCCAGGUGAUUGGGAAUAUGUUCCCUGUGUCGAGAUUCCAGCGCGACUUUGGAUACCGGUUUGAAGGGAAGUGGAAUAUAUCUGCGGCCUGGCAGUCUGGCCUGAGCAUGGGGAGUCCGAUAGGGCAGGUCGUCGGCGCGCUGCUGGUCAGCUAUCCCAUGGAGUGGUUUGGAAGAAAGCCGACCUUCUUAGCUUGCGUGGUGAUGACGGCGGGCUUCAUCUUCAUACAGUUCUUCGCGCGGUCCCUCCAAGUCCUGAUAGUCGGCCAGCUACUCGGCGGCCUGGUCCUGGGGACAUAUACCGUUAUAGCCCCUACGUAUGCCUCCGAAGUCUGUCCUGUGGCCCUAAGGGGCAUUCUAACAUCCUAUGUCAACCUGUGCUUCGUUAUCGGCCAGUUUAUUGCCAACGGUAUUUCUGCGGCCACGCAUAAUUUGGACUCACACUGGGCGUAUAGCCUCCCCUUUGCGCUACAGUGGGUUUGGCCGGCUAUCAUCUUGUCUACUGUCACAUUCGCACCGGAGAGUCCCUGGUGGCUAGUGAGGAAAGGGAGGAUGAAGGAUGCGGAAAAGUCGCUGCGUCGGCUCGCUUCGUCGAAAGUCGAUGUUAAACCCGCCCUGGCUAUGAUUAUCGAAACGGACCGACUCGAGAAACAUAUGGAAGCCGGUGCUACGCUGCUAGAUUGCCUCAAAAAAGUGAACAUCCGGCGUACUGAGAUUGCGGUUGGCGUCUAUGCGAUCCAGGUCCUGAGUGGGAUCUAUCUAGUCGGCUACUCGAAUUACUUCUUCACCCUUGCGGGACUGAGCACUGACGAUGCUUUCAAAAUGGGCCUCGGUUUCCUCGGCGUCGGCUUCCUAGGAACUGUCCUCUCGUGGUUCGAGCUCGCCUACUUUGGCCGUCGAACCAUUUACCGCAACGGCCUAGCAAUGCUUGCGAUCCUCCAGUUCAUCAUCGGCAUCCUCGACUGUGUACCAAACUACGAAAAGCGUCCCAGCGUAAUCUGGGCCCAGGCAUCGAUGAUGGUAGUGUGGAACUUUGCCUACAGUCUCUCCGUCGGACCGAUUUGUUUCGUCAUCCUGUGUGAAUGUUCAGCGACAAAGGUGAGGUCCAAGACCAUUGCUCUGGCGACGGCCGUGCAAGCCACGCUUGGUAUCGUUAUGACAGUUGCCAUUCCGUAUAUGAUUAAUCCAGACGCAGGGAACUGGCGGGGAAAACUUGGUUUCUUCUUCGGGGGCCUUGCCACGAUAUGUUUUAUCUGGACGUUCUUCAGGGUACCAGAAACGAAAGGUAGGACGUAUGAGGAGCUUGAUAUCAUGUUUGAGAGGAACGUGCCUACUCGCGGGUUUAAAAACUACAAAUUUGACUAG